AGAACUCGAAUCGUCUAGUGUACUUUUGUACAAAAAGAAUGUUUGAUCUUACUGGCAAGAACGUCUGCUAUGUGGCCGACUGUGGAGGCAUUGCAUUGGAGACCUGUAAGGUGCUGAUGACCAAGAACAUUGCCAAACUAGCUAUUCUGCAUAGCGUGGAGAAUCCCCAGGCAAUUGCCCAACUACAAUCGAUAAAGCCCAGCACGCAGAUAUUUUUCUGGACCUAUGAUGUGACUAUGGCAAGGGAGGACAUGAAGCAAUACUUUGACGAGGUCAUGGUUCAAAUGGAUUACAUCGAUGUGCUGAUCAAUGGAGCAACCCUAUGCGAUGAGCGAAAUAUUAACGAUACAAUCAAUACAAAUUUGACUGGAAUGAUGAACACUUGUGCCACAGUGUUACCCUAUAUGGAUAAAGCGCAGCUUGGCAAGGGAGGACUGAUUGUGAAUGUGACCUCUGUGGUCGGAUUGGAUCCUUCGCCAGUUUUCUGCGCCUACAGUGCCUCAAAAUUUGGUGUCAUUGGCUUUACACGCAGUCUGGCGGAUCCCCUGUACUAUACCCAAAAUGGAGUUGCUGUGAUGGCAGUUUGUUGUGGACCCACCAAAAUGUUUGUCGAUCGGGAACUGACCGCCUUCCUUAGCUACGGGCAACCCUUUGUUGAUCGUCUGCGAACGGCACCUUGUCAAUCGGCAACCAUAUGUGCCAAGAACAUUGUCAAGGCCAUCGAGUGUGCUGAGAAUGGGCGAAUCUGGAUAGCGGACAAGGGUGGACUUGAGCUGGUCAAGUUGCAUUGGUAUUGGCACAUGGCCGAUCAGCUUCUCAACUAUAUGCACAGUCCGGAGGAGGAAAAGGAGGAUGAUUAAAUAAAACAGCCAACUUGUAUUUGAUAAAUAAACAUAAAUAAUUAAAAUUC
Messenger RNA from Drosophila innubila, 910 nucleotides. RefSeq names its product alcohol dehydrogenase-related 31 kDa protein. NCBI's taxonomy places the organism in Eukaryota, Metazoa, Arthropoda, Insecta, Diptera, Drosophilidae. The transcript has 3 exons. Gene Ontology annotation, cellular component: cytoplasm. The coding region runs from base 39 to 860 and encodes 273 amino acids. The record is from RefSeq and is a predicted model, not a curated record. Gene Ontology annotation, molecular function: oxidoreductase activity, acting on the CH-OH group of donors, NAD or NADP as acceptor.